This is a messenger RNA of Danio aesculapii, 1665 nucleotides long. RefSeq names its product polymeric immunoglobulin receptor-like. The transcript is spliced from 12 exons. The record is from RefSeq and is a predicted model, not a curated record. The coding region runs from base 18 to 917 and encodes 299 amino acids. NCBI's taxonomy places the organism in Eukaryota, Metazoa, Chordata, Actinopteri, Cypriniformes, Danionidae.
CACACUCCACUGCAGACAUGAAUGACAUUCUCAUUCUCACUGGAGUUUUACUUCACGUCUCAGAUGGAUUUUGGAUUUACAAUCUGAAUAUAGAAGUGAAAUCUGGAUCACCAGGCGUUAUUCCAUGUCAAUAUGACAGUAAAUAUAAAGAAAAUCAUAAAUACUGGUGUCAGGGGUCAGUUUGGAGCUCUUGCAGUAUAUUAGCAUAUGCUAAUGGAAACAGAACAAAAUUUUCCAUCACUGAUUAUCCAGCUCAGAGUAUCUUCACAGUGGAAUGGCAGAAUCUGCAGCCGUCAGACUCUGGAUAUUACUGGUGUGCUGUGGAGAUCGGUGGCUAUGGGACCGUAGAUGCUGGUUAUUAUGUGUAUCUGACGGUACAAUCAGCUCCUGAUGUGUCUGUGAUGAACAGCAGUGUAUCUGGACAUGAAGGUGAUGAUGUCAGUGUUCAGUGUUUCUACAGUUCAAGAUAUAAGGCUAAAGCCAAACAGUGGUGCAGAAUUAAAGAUCUUCAUAGCUGCUUCAAAGAGGAGAAGACUGACACAUCCCAGAGUUCAUCAGUGCAGAUCAGUGAUGAUGGUGAAAGCUCCUUCACUGUGUUGAUGACUGGACUGAGACUCUCUGAUUCUGGAUGGUAUUUCUGCUCUGUUGGAGAUCUGCAGGUUCCUGUUCAACUCAAUGUCACUAAACCUGAACCCAAAGUACUGACAACUAUUGCAGGAAGUACUCAUGAAACAGAAAUGAACACAACACAACCAUCUGCCAACACAGCUCUUAUAAAUAUGCAGACAAUAAACACAGCUCUGACUACUUAUUCAAGACCUGAAGCACACGUUUCCAGAGACUCAGAGACUAACACUGGAAAAGACAACAAGGAUGAACUAAAGUAUUUAAGACAUCUGAUUGUGCAUUUGCUUUAAAUCUCUUAAUUAAAUACAAAGGUUCAAAGAAUAAUAAGUUCUAGUUGUCUAUGAUGUUAACAAACAUAUCUCUCCAUCACCACAGGUAUAAUGUGAUUCUCCUCAUGUAUAUUGCAGUGACACUUAUGCUUUUACUGCUUGUUGCUCUUUUUACCAUAGUAAUCACCAGGAUGAGAAAAAAUGCAGCUCUCAUUCUGACAGAAAGGGGUCAAAUUAACAGCACCAUGAAUACUAUACCCUCUGAAAACCAAAUGACAUCUAUCAGUCCUGCAGAAGCUGAUUCCUCUGCUGAUGACACUUCAGUGCUUUACAGUCCUGUCUCCUUCACUAAGAAACAUUUAUCAUCAGAAGAUCCAGAAGCUUAUGUGAUCUACAGCGUUGUGGCAAAAAAGUAAAAAACUGUAUAACGCAGAAUUAAUUCAUCACUAAAUUUAGGAUGAUGGCGACACAUCAGCAUUUUAGAAGAAGAUGAAAUCGUCUGUAAUAUUUCUUCUCAUCCCUAGUAAUAAAUCAAAAUUACCCUAAUGACAUUUUGCCAGUUUAGUUUUGCAAAAAAAAAUAAAUAAAUAAAAAUGAUAACCACAAACCAGGCAAGGUUUUGAUGCUACAUUAAUCACAGAUUUUGUAACGAUAGGCCUAUAAAUAUCAAUUAAAAAUGCUUGUUUGCUUGUUUGACAAACACAAACAUUGGGUUAAAAAUGUCAUUUUAAAAUGUAAUCUGGCCUGAGGGAUGAUUCGAACAAGUUAA